This is a messenger RNA of Sitophilus oryzae (rice weevil), 3325 nucleotides long. RefSeq names its product vinculin. The record is from RefSeq and is a predicted model, not a curated record. The transcript has 22 exons. Gene Ontology annotation, cellular component: actin cytoskeleton. Gene Ontology annotation, biological process: cell adhesion. Lineage: Eukaryota; Metazoa; Arthropoda; Insecta; Coleoptera; Curculionidae. Bases 207 to 3272 code for a protein of 1021 amino acids. Gene Ontology annotation, molecular function: actin filament binding; structural molecule activity.
GCUGUAAGUCUAACCAAGAAAAUGAAUCGAAUUUCAUAACUUAAGUGAUCUAUUUUUAGAAAAUUUUCAGUUUCUUCUGUUAAUUGGAGGAGUGCAAAUGUCUCAAAAGAUUUCUUGAGGAGGUUCGAAUCCUUAUAUUCCUUAUUUAAUAUUGUAAAAAGAGUAUUGUUCGUGUUUUAAAGUGUUUGAGUGAAAAUUAGUUCAAAAUGCCAGUUUUUCAUACAAAAACCAUCGAAUCUAUUCUGGAGCCAGUUGCACAACAGGUUUCAAAAUUGGUUAUCCUACAUGAGGAAGCCGAAGAUGGAAUUCCUAUGCCCGAUUUGGAACAGCCAGUUCGUAGCGUCAGCAAUGCUGUGUUCAACUUGGUCAAAGUAGGCAGGGACACCAUCAACAGCUCAGAUGAUCCGAUUUUGCGUCAGGACAUGCCAGGAGCCUUGGUUAAAGUGGAGAGAUCGUCAAAAUUGCUGGAAGAAGCCAGUGCCAGGCUAAAAGACGAUCCAUAUUCCGCUCCAGCCAGGAAACUUCUCAUAGAUGGCAGUGGUGGCAUUUUGAAGGCUACGUCUGACUUAUUGCUGUGCUUCGACCAAUCAGAAGUGCGCAAGAUUAUAAGGGAAUGUCACAGGGUGCUUGAUUAUUUAGCUGUGGCUGAAGUGAUCGAAACCUUGGAUGAAUUGGUACAGUUUUUACGGGACCUCAGCCCUUGUUUAAGCCGAGUGUCACGAGAAGUUAGCGCAAGAGAAAAAGAACUAACACAUCAGGUUCAUUCUGAAAUUUUAGUACGAUGUUUGGAACAAGUAAAAACAUUGGCGCCUAUUCUGAUUUGUUCUAUGAAAAUUUACAUUCAUAUCGUAUCCCAGGGAGGAAAAGGCGCAGAAGAAGCUGCAGAAAAUCGAAAUUAUCUAGCAAAAAGGAUGACAGAUGAAAUAAAUGAAAUUAUCAGGGUCCUACAGUUAACCAGUUACGAUGAGGAGCAAAGUGAACUGGACAAUCUAACAGUGCUGAAGAAACUGCAGAAUGCCAUUCAAAAUAAAUUAAACGCUGCUAACGAUUGGUUACUAGAUCCCACAGCUGUCAGGGGAGGCGUAGGUGAAAAAUCACUUCGCCAAAUAAUUGAAGAUGCGCAAAAAGUUGCAGAAAGAUGUUUACCGCAAGAUCGUCAUAAUAUCAACAAAAUUUGUUCUGACUUGACCACUAUGACCGAUGCUUUGUGUGAACUUCGUCAAGAUGGAAAAGGUGCAACUCCUCAGGCUGAAUCACUAGCUAGAGGUAUUAGAGAAAAAUUGGGAGAACUUCAGCAUGCAGUGAAUAAUGCCAUUAUCAAUGUGGAUAAGGCUGGUUUGCAACAGACAGCUCAUACUAUACAGGGAAGGUUGGAGCAAGCUAGAAAAUGGCUGUCUAAUCCCGGUCAAGAUGACAAAGGUUUAGGACAAAGGGCUAUAAAUGCCAUUCUUGAAGAAGGGCGCAAGGUCGCGGAGGGUCUUCCAGGUGUGCAAAAAGCUGAAAUUCUUCAACUUUGUGAUGAAGUCGAUGGACUUUCCCGACAGUUGGCGGAUUUGUGUGCCCAAGGAAAAGGAAACACUCCCCAGGCUCAGGAAAUUGCCAGAAAAUUAUCUCAGAAACUUCAUGAACUAAAAGAAAAAAUUAGUCAGGCUGUUACAAACAGGGUUGUGGAAGAUUUUAUAGACAUCGUCACUCCCCUCAAACAAUUUACUGAAGCCGUUUUAGCACCAGAGGGCACGCCGGGAAGAGACCAAAAUUUCUCAGACAAGGCUGCAAAUCUUCAAAAUUUUAGCAACAGAGCUGUCAAAACAGCCCGAAUGGUAGCUGCAGGUGGAAGUGGAGGCAAUAAGAAACUAGCUGAAGCACUAUCUAGCGUGGCACAACAAGUUGAAAGUUUGACACCUCAGUUAAUAUCGGCUGGUUCGAUUCGUAUGAAUUAUCCCACUUCUAAAGCUGCCGAUGAACAUUUUGAAAAUUUGAGACAACAAUAUGCUGAUACAGUCACAAAAAUGAGAAAUCUCUGCGACGAAGCAACUGACAGUGCUGACUUUAUCAAAGCCUCAGAGGAACAAAUGAAGAAACACACGUUCUUGUGCGAGGAAGCGAUUAAAAAUAGGCAACCACAAAAAAUGGUGGAUAACACGUCAGCCAUUGCCCGUCUAGCAAAUAGGGUCCUUUUGGUUGCUAAACAAGAAAGCGACAAUUCUGAAGAUCCAACGUUUAUUGAUGCAGUUAAUAGGGCAUCUGAUGCCUUGCAAAACAGUGUCCCUCCAAUGGUACAAGAUGCUAAAGCUGUUGCAGUGAAUCCCGCUGAUCACAAUGCUGUCUCAAGAUGGCGUGAGUCUAAUAAAGCCCUACUGAACGCAGUGGGUCAAGUUAGAGGUGCUGUGCAAGUCAAUCCUGAAUUGCCUCCCUUGCCUGACAUCAAUACCCUGAAUUUAGAACCCCCAAGAAAGCAAUACUUUGUAGAGAAAGUUGGCGCACCGCUAAGAGACACACCAACACCAGGCUCUGAAUUUUUUGGUGGUCAGUAUAGUCCACAGCAUUAUGGGCGUCCUGUCAGUCCGUUACCUAAAUGGGCUAGAGGGGAUAAUUCUGAUCUCCUUUGCGAUGAACUGGUUUCUUCUAGUAAUUUUUAUUCAGAACAAGCGCCACCUAGGCCUCCCUUACCACACGAAGGGGCCCCAAUGAGACCACCUCCACCAGAGACUGAUGAUGAGGAUGAAGUAUUCAGAAACACCCCAAGUGCUAGUCAACCUAUUAUGGUUGCUGCACACAAUUUACAUAGAGAAGUACGUCAAUGGUCUGCCAAAGACAACGAACUGAUUGCUGCAGCCCAAAGAAUGGCCAAAUUGAUGGCGAGACUUUCAGAACUUGUGCAUAACGACGAUAAAGGCUCUAAACGUGAACUCAUUGCCACCGCUAAGGCUAUUGCUGAUGCCAGCGCUGACGUCACGAGGAUAGCUAAGCAACUAGCUAAAGAAUGUACUGACAAAAGAAUCAGAACGAAUUUACUACAGGUUUGCGAAAGAAUACCCACGAUUGCCACUCAGCUGAAGAUCUUGAGUACUGUUAAAGCUACCAUGCUGGGUUCACAAGGAUCUGAGGAAGACAGAGAAGCUACCGAAAUGUUGGAAGGCAACGCCCAAAACUUGAUGCAGAGCGUCAAAGAAACAGUACGAGCUGCGGAGAGCGCAAGCGUCAAGAUUCACGCCCAGACCCACGGUAGACUAAGAUGGGUCCGUAGGCAACCCUGGUACGCCUACGCUUAAAAUCUACAUAAUUUUCAAACUAAAAGGGUUAAAAUUAUCCGGAUUAUGAUAUA